This is a messenger RNA of Prorocentrum cordatum, 1134 nucleotides long. Lineage: Eukaryota; Dinophyceae; Prorocentrales; Prorocentraceae. The record is from the annotation of a GenBank genome assembly.
AUGGUGGAGGCGCGCGUGGCCAUCCCAGCGCCUCUGAGCGGCGGGUUGCUGGUGCUGCUCGCGCUGGCGGGCGGCGACGCGCGCUCGCUGAGGCAGACGCAGACGUCGGCAAGGUUGGCCUACAGCGACACCAACUACCAGUGCAUGGCGGACCCCGAGUUCGAGGACAAGUGCGUGCCGAAGUGGCAGGAGUCCUGCCGCAGAGAGUACAACCGCAGCGAGCACAUGCGCCGCAAGCUGUGCGAGGGGGAGUUGUCGAGGAACUACGUCAAGAUACGCACCCUCGUGCCGCCGAGCGACAUCCUGGACCAGUGGAAGUGGGAGUUCGAGCGGCGGCAGUUCGACGACGGCUUCUUCCGCAGCCAGGUGCCCAAAUUCACAGACACGGGCUUCAAGCUGGUGCGACUACCAGAGCACCUGCACGAGGGCAUGUUGGCGAGGUACAACGCGAGACGCAACACAUCGCGGCCGGAGGCAGGCCAGCCGGUUUUCGGCUUCCACUGCAACACGGGCCACGACAACGACGAUUGGGUGGUUGACAUGCCGCAUGACGAGUUGUUCCGCCAGGUGCGAGAGUGGAUCCGUCUCCAGCUCUCGGAGUGGACCGGUCAAAACGUCAAUGAGCAGACCUCCAUAUACGGCGCUCGCGAAUACCACCGCGGCAGCAUCUGCGGAAUGCACACGGACAACACGGAGACGCACGCUUUCAGCGCCAUCUACCAGCUCGACCAGCAGGGCAUGGACGAGCCGUGGCCACUGCACUACGUCACCCACGCAGGGGAGGAAGGCCGGGCCCUCAUGCAGGCCGGCCAUGUGAUGCUGUACGAGAGCGCAUCUGGCCUCCACGGUCGCAAGGACCCCCUGAUGGGCGACGAGUUCACGAACAUCUUCUUCCACUUCCGCUCGCCCGACUGGCUGCCAGCAAUCCAGAGGAUCCUCGGAGAGGACAACUACUGGGAGCAGCGCCGCCGCUUCGAGGCGCACCACCGCCACCUCACCAGCCUCGAGGACGCGCCGCCCAAGGAGCGGCUAUGGAGGGCGUCCGACCAGUGCAUCCCCGAGAGGAGCCGCCGCGAUCCGCUGCUGAGCGAGGGCGGCUUCAUGUCGACGCCGCCGGACCCGACACGCCUUUAG